AAUUAUUCAAGAACCAAUCAAUAACUCUAUGGACAAAACCAAAACGGACCAUAAUGACUUCCGGAAAGUAGACGUCAAAAUGAUUUCUUGAAAGGAUUCGUUAAAAACAGUAUCAGUGUCAUGAUUCCUCUUCAAGAUCAAAACGAAUGAAGAGAUCAAUCAGCAGAAAUGAUAGCCAAGGUAAUUCUGAGGCGGACAGCAGGGCUGCCUCUCUGCCUGGACCCAAGACCACGCCACCUGUGUUGCCCCAGUCCAUGAGCACACAACAAACACCAAAUACUAAUGUGGCUGCUACUGUGCGAACCAAGUCAGCGAGUAAUAGACAUGUUCAGAAGAACAAUGGAACAGAGAGUAGCUGUGCCCGAGGGCGAGGCCUUGUUCAUGAUGUCCAGACAGCAAGUUUCAUGCAUGCUGCAGCUCCAUUCAUGCCUGCUGCACACGCUCCGGGCAUUAUGGGACGCGUCCACUAUCAUCCUCCGUUUUCCAUAGACAGCGUAUCAACAAGCAGCGUACAUUCUAUGAUGCCAAUGAAUGGAUUUACAGCUUUAAAACCUCGAACAAAUCAACCCCAGGGCAUACCAAACAACAUCAGAAUGCCAUUAGUUAGUGCACUGGCUGCAGGAUUUGGGAGUGGCCAAAACCACAUGCAGUCCCUACCAUUGGGUAUGACUCAAGCAAGAUCAAAUCAGGCACAUAGUGGUGGGAGGAGUGAACGAAAACCAUGGGUUGUGAAUACAAGUAAUGGGCAGGAAGUGACAAAACCAAGCCCUUUACUGGUGGGUUCUCAUACUGAUAGCCUGGACAGCAAUGUUGUAAACAGGACUCGUGUUUUAUUGAGAAGUGUACAAUCAGAUUCAAGAAGUAGCGAAUCAAGUGAUACUACCCAAAGUUAUCUAGUCCCUCAGUUAAACAGCUGUGAUUCCCCUAGCCUGACCGCGAGCCCGUUGUUCGGUGACAAUCCUACGUCCUUCCCAUUUUUGACGAACGAUUUUUGUCCUGACGCAGAUAAUGCAUUCCUCAACCUAUUUUUAAUGCAACCUCAUGUGAAUACUAAUUCUGAAUUGCCUCGUGUGCCAAGUAUGGAUACAAUUCACAGUGUAUCCCAUUCAGAAAGAGGCGAUUCUGUGCCCGUACAGACGGACGGACAUGCCAAAAACCGCACUGCAACUGGGUACGUUGAAAACAGAAACUUUGAUGUCAUUCAUUUGGGAGCAAAAAAACGGGUUAUGAGUUUAGGUGCUCUUGAACAGUUGUCCCAACUGGCAGAGGGGCCAAGUGCAUUUGAAUCUGCAUCGCGCGUUCCUAAUCUGGUUCUUCAGCGUGAACAGAGCAAACCCAAACCACUGAGAACUCUUGCAACACUUAAGACUGAGAAACCACCCUCAACGAUUCCCAGUCUGCAAAGUAUGGAGAAUCAGACAGGCUCUACUGGUCUCCCUAUGGUUCAACUUCCCCCUGAUGUUCGACCUCCAACACCAGGGGGGAUCAAGCGUGCCGGUCCAUACCUACUAGGUCCGAGGCUGGGAUCUUCCCCGGUCAAGAGCAUUGUUCAGUGCCUUGCAAGGAAGGAUGGAACAGAUAACUUUUACACUCUCAAGAUCCUGACAAUGGAGAACGGGGGUCAGGAGCGUACUGACGACCGCCAGGGCAAGAUGCUGAUCCACACGGAGUACAGCCUACUCAGUCUCCUCAAGCACCAGGAUGGUGUCGUACAUCAUCACGGGCUGUUUAAGGAUGAAGCGUGGGAAGAAAAAGAACAAGAAGCGGGGUCAGCAAAACCAGAGUACACUGGUCGGCGGCGGAAACGACUGUGUCUGGUCCUGGACUGCCUCAUUCCGCAUGAGUUCUCUGACCAGAAUUCUGACCUGAUCAAUCUUCAGCACUACGUGAUAAAAGAGAAGAAACUGUCGGAGAAAGAGGCGAUUGUUAUUUUCUACGACAUUGUACGAGUGGUGGAGUGUCUGCAUAAGAAAAAUAUUGUUCAUCGGGACUUGAAGCUGGGUAACAUGGUCCUGAACAAACGCAGUCGAAGGAUAACAAUCACUAAUUUCUGUCUCGGGAAGCAUUUGGUGUCAGAGAAUGACCUGCUUUUGGACCAGCGUGGAAGCCCUGCCUACAUCAGUCCAGAUGUUCUUAGUGGUUCCCCAUACCUUGGCAAGCCCAGUGACAUGUGGGCGCUGGGUGUUGUGCUGUUCACAAUGCUGUACGGGCAGUUUCCGUUCUACGACAGUGUGCCCCAGGAACUCUUCAAGAAGAUCAAACUUGCUGACUUCAAGAUACCCAAUGACAUGCGUGUGUCUGAGAAUACCAAGUCAGUGAUCAAGAAUCUCCUGCUGAUGAGCCCUCGGCAUCGACUGACAGCCUCCAAGGUGUUGGACCAGCUUGGCAACAUCAUAGCAACAUGGCGAGCAAUGCAGGGUCAAGUUGGGACCCUGCAAGUGGUUCCUGACAUAGACGACGAAGCAGACGACAAGCAUACCAUCAUCGCAAAGCAGCCACAACCGAGCGUUGCAACAAGGAACAUUACCGUCGUCACUGACACGAAAAUGUCCACACCGGUGCUUACCAAACCUCCACAGGUGGAGAGUCCCCCAGCGCUGGUGAUGCCCACCUGUGUUUCCAUGGCGAGGAGGCGUUGCCACCCGGGCGUGACCCCGCCCAUUCAGCAGCUGAGUAGCGACGCCCAGCCGCUCACGUCUGCCGAGGUAUUGGCACAUCGACAGCUUAUCCGCGUUCAGCGUCAGGACGUACACUUUGUGCAAGGUCAAGGUCAACAGAAGCAAGUCAGGAAUUAGGGCAUUUGUUCCAGGGAUAUAUUGCUUGUUGUUUAUUGUUACAUGUAUUGUGCCAGAGUUUUUUUUUAAUGUUAGUGUGUUUUAUUAUUAUUCAAAAUUCUAUUCAAAUUAGAACAUGAUCAAUUUGAAAAUCAUCAACAAGAGAAAUGGAAAAUAGCUGGUCCAAAUAAUGCUCUUCAUGCUUGGGAUAUAAAAAAGUUCAUAAUAGCAGAUAGAUCAUUCAAAACACAACAAAAAGUAUUGUUUUUUUAACCAGGUUUUCCGAAGGAAAAAACUGGUUAUUAGAUUGGCGAAUGCGGGCGGGCUGGCUGGCUGGCUGGCUGGCGGGCUGGCUGGCUGGCGGGCUGGCAGAAUAAGCUUGUCCGGGCCAUAACUAUGUCGUUCAUUGUCAGAUUUUAAAAUCAUUUGGCACAUUUGUUCACCAUCAUUGGACGGUGUGUCGCGCGAAAUAAUUACGUCGAUAUCUCCAAGGUCAAGGUCACACUUUGAGUUCAAAGGUUAAAAAUGGCCAUAAAUGAGCUUGUCCUGGCCAUAACUAUGUCAUUCAUUGUGAGAUUUUAAAAUCAUUUGGCACAUUUGUUCACCAUCAUGGGACGGUGUGUCCCACGAAAGAAUCACGUCAAUAUCUCCAAUGUCAAGGUCGCCACGACUAAAAAUAGAUUUAAGAAAAAAAAAAAACUUACAAAGGGGGUUAAUUUUUUUUGGUCAUUUCAAAAGUUCAGUUUGAGUUUUCUCCCUUUAUCAGAUUUUUUUUUCACAAUGAAAACCUGGUUUUGUGACAAUUUUGUCCCUUGUUAUCAGUUGAAAUAAUUUUGUGUUCCGGUUCAUGCAUGUUCAUAUAUCAAAAGAUGUAAUGUACACUUUUGUUACGAUCAUGAUAACAGGGGAUCAUGAUCCUGAUGUUCUCAUUUAAUAAGAAUUUAAUAAGUUACUUCCAAAAAUGGCUGAAAUAAGAGAGUCUGGCCUUAUGGAUUUCUAUGCUUGAUCAGGAAGAGUGAAAGAAUGUUUGGUCAUAACUUGGCAUUUCAUAUAUUUUUUAUAUGUUAUACUAACAUUUAUAUGCAAUCAGCAAAUUUGUAUUAACAUAAUAAAUAUUAUGUUUCAUUUUUUGUGUAUGCUUUUUUUUUGUACAUUUCUUUAUAACAUCAUAAGAAUUAUUGCAUGUAUAUUCUAACUUAUUAUUUAUUAUUUCAAAUUUUUAUACAAAUUGCAUUUUAUUAAAUGUUUGCAUGCAUGUUCAAAAAUUGCGUUAGUUUUUUAUAAUAUGUAAAAAAUUAAAGACUGAAAUGAACAAUCAAAAUGUACAAUAAAGUUAUUGUAAAUUGUGUUUGAAAUUUAUAUCAAAUGCACUAUUUGAGUAUAUUCUAUAUGUCUUAAUGACUGUUCUUGUAGUGAUUGUUUCUUGAGUAAGAAGGCAUUAUAUUUUUUCUGUGAUUGUUUCAACUGGUGCUGUUAUGAGGUAAAGGAUUAUUUUUCUGUGUUUAUACCUGUAAAUAUUGGUUGCUAAAAUAACUAUGACCUGCAUAAAACCAAACUAGUGCUAUUUUUGCGUGUUGUACCAAAAUCGGUGCACAAACAUUUGAUUUGUAUACCAUUAAAUAUGAUAUGGAUUAAUACUAUUGUUGAUUGGUUGUCUCCCCUACCAAAUUAACAAGUAAAAGAACAAUACUGUAAUUACUUUUAAGUUUUCAAACUCUCUAAAUUUUUGGACAUCCUUGUUUUAAGCAAACAAAAAAUAAUUGUUUGUGACUCUUAAUUUUUGGACAUAUGGGUUUUUGUCCAUAAUUAAUGACUUGAAAUUUUUGGAGAGUUCAUUUUACAAUGAUAUUUUACCAGAAUUUUUUCCGGUAGGGCUGAUCUGGCGACACAUCGAUCAUGCCUUUUUAGAACGGGAUUAAGGUCCUAAGACCAUGCAGACAGACUAAAGGCGACAGUCAGUUACAUUUGCGUUAUGUAUACCCAUAAUAGAUCAUUGUUUUACCAAACAGCUUAAAUUGAAACUAAUAUACAAGUAUGUUAUACUAUCCAGCUUGUUUUUUUACAAGCAUGUGCUAUUAUUUGUUGAAGCAUAUGACACUAUGCACAUGGCAUACCCGUAUCCUAUGGUCAAUCCAAUAUUUUUAGAUUGGCUCAAAAUUUUCCAACGCCUGUAUUGUUUGUCUCUUAUGUUUUGGACACCUAUAUGUUUUGAUUUUAUUUUAUAUAUAUAAAUUUUUGACACAUAAAAAAAAAUUAAGUGGCCAAAAACUUAGAAUAAUUACAGUAAUGCAUAUAAGACUUCAUCUGUCUUUUUGUUAAAGGUUUUAUUUCCAAGGAUUCUGAGUUCAUUGAUUUGAUGCUGCUUCCAUUUGAUGCUUACCAUUGAAAUACAAAGCCAUAAUAAGUCAACUUGAUACUUGACUGAUAGGUACCUACAGAUUGCUAAAGUCAAGCAAUUGCCAAAGCAUAUCAAGUUUACUUAACUAAGCAUGGAUGUUCCCUGAAGACUUUGCUUGUUGGUGACAUGUAAUUUGGUAAAAUAAUGCUGAGCCCUUCCACAACAAAACCUUUAUUUGUGACCAAAAUAUGAAUUUUAUAAGAUUAAUGCAUGUAUUUUUUUCUAUAUUUCUUUCCAAAAACAAUAGCUGGGUUAAACAGCUACGCCGAAUAAAAAUAAUUUUGAAAAUAAGGAUUUUUCUUGAAAUCAGUGCAUUUACACGACAGAAAAGAUCAUAUGUUUUGAAAAUGAAAAGAUUCAUCCAUACUUGGUGAAUACAAUAUCACACAAUGAAAUAUUCCUUAUAUAUGUGAGCCUCACUCUGGAAAAACCUACUCAAUGCAUGCGUGUAAAGGGUCGUUCCAAAUGCACUCAGUCUCAUUAUGUGUCAAUGCAUGCGUGUAAAGGGUCGUUCGAAAUGCACUCAGUCUCAUUAUGUGUCAAUGCAAGUGAGUAAAGGGUCGUUCGAAAUGCACUCAGUCUCAUUAUGUGUCAUUGCAAGUGAGUAAAGGGUCGUUCCAAAUGCACUCAGUCUCAUUAUGUGUCAAUGCAUGCGUGUAAAGGGUCGUUCGAAAUGCACUCAGUCUCAUUAUGUGUCAAUGCAAGUGAGUAAAGGGUCGUUCCAAAUGUACCCAGUCUCAUUAUGUGUCAAUGCAAGUGAGUAAAGGGUCGUUCCAAAUGUACCCAGUCUCAUUAUGUGUCAAUGCAAGUGAGUAAAGGGUCGUUCCAAAUGUACCCAGUCUCAUUAUGUGUUAAAGUUAAGUAUAAGAGGUAUAAGGUUAUAUGGGUAUUGUAAUAUUUGUUAAAAUAGCAAAUAACUGUUGAAACCUACUUUGUAUCUUUGUUUUUGUAUGUAUUUAUGGUUGUCAUUUUGCAUUUUUACUUUUAAUCAAUGUUGAAAUUUCAUUUUUGUUGUGGUGUUUUUUGCAUGUCAAAUACGUGAUUUAUGCACAUGUUCCAUAUAGUUUGUUUACAAUCAUAGAGUCUUUUUAAAUAAUCAUGAAAAGUGUCAAAUCAUCCCAAAUACUGAACAUUUUAAUCUUGUCCCCAUUUGAAGUCAAAUAAAUAAAUAUUUAUUUUUU
Messenger RNA from Dreissena polymorpha, 6353 nucleotides. RefSeq lists its product as uncharacterized. Gene Ontology annotation, molecular function: ATP binding; protein kinase activity. The coding region runs from base 147 to 2795 and encodes 882 amino acids. The record is from RefSeq and is a predicted model, not a curated record. NCBI's taxonomy places the organism in Eukaryota, Metazoa, Mollusca, Bivalvia, Myida, Dreissenidae. Gene Ontology annotation, biological process: protein phosphorylation. The transcript has 10 exons.